AUGAUGUCCAUGACUGGUUUUGCCGAAACCUCUGGUGGUGUGCUCACAACACAGAAUCAUCGCAAGAUCGAUGGGAACAUGACAGAUCCUGGGAGUGAUGUUCGUGGGAAUAUUGCCCGUUUAACAGCGAGAGCUCGUCAGCUGCUCGUUAACGAUACCGACACCCGUGUGGUUCGCAAUGGACUCAGUGCGUAUGAGACUUCACGGAAAAUGGCCUCAGAUGUUUGUACACGUGCGAGGGCUCCUGGUCAGACGAGUUCUACACAAGCAUCGGUAGAACUCUUUAUGGCCAGUCUUGGAUUUAAUCUGCAGGAACAACAACGUUUAUUACAACAAUUACAGGCAAGUCAAUUAUCAUUGGCGGCAGCAGCAGCGGCGGGGGGAGUUGGAAUCGUCUCAGAGGCUUCCGGUUCUUUCUUUCCACCCCACACAGAGGAUGAAUUGGGAAGUUCAUUGGAGGCUUUUGUGGCGAAUUGUAGAAAAGAAACGAUGCGACGUAAUGUGGAGGAAAUGCAUCAACGUGUUGGUCAUCUUGUGCAGGAACGCACGGAAGAUAUUAUACGUGCUGUCUGGGAUAAAUACAGUGUGGAGGUGGCAGAUGCGUUUGAGUCUUACGCUAUAAAGAGUGCAGGUGGUGGUCAGUUAACACGUGUGAAACCACCCACAAAUAAUACAAAUGCCAUCACUCCACUACAACCACGUGCAGGCGUGAUGUCGUUAUUAAAGCGACGAGAUUCUGUUUCUACACGAAUGCUAAAUAAGGUUGCCACCUUUGCACAGAUUGUGGAUACACAACCACCAUUGAGAUGGUUAACUCACUUUGCUGCUCAUAUAGCAGAUGAUACUCCCUCUAUUACAGAUGAGGUCGCUGUUCUUUGGGCCACUGUUGAGCAGAUGCUUCAACCUAUUAUGCAACAUGGUUCUGCUAGUACUAUUAUGACUUAUGUUGCCUCCAGUCGUCAUAUGAUGGAGCGAAAGGCACUUGUCAGUCUUUUAUCACGUACACUUAAAGUGGAUUCAAACCGUUUUGGAGAAUUGGAAAAUAUGCAUGCGACUCGUUUUAUUGAAGCCGUGCAGCGUUACACCUCUUCUUCUAAUCCCUGGGCUCAUAUUUAUACAGCCAUGCGUUGUGGACGUUAUGAUGCUGCUGUGAUGAUAGCCAAUAGUGCUGGAUUUCGUUUGGUGGAGGCAAAACUUGAAGCCUAUGCGAAUGCACCGAUGACACAACGCAGUACACUUCCAUCUGCUAUGGAUUUACGCCAAUUGUAUGAAGAAGAAGCUACCCGUUUGGAUCCACAUCGACAAAUUGUUUUACUCCUUUUACUUCUUGGAAAUACAGGAGAGAGCAGUGAUGUGGUGUUGUCUACUGUGGCAUCACUGUCAUCAAGGGUAGCACACUCACUUGAGGAUACGUUGUGGAUUCGAUUAUUCUGUGUACGAUCGGUGGAGGUUUGUGGAGGUGAUAAAUUACAAUCUCUAGCAGAGAUGCAGCGAUUGUUGCUUGAUGAUAUGCAGGAACUUCUCGCAUUGGUGCGUGGAGAUGUAGUACGAUUGGCAUCACUUCUCAUUCACGCCCUUCUUCCAUCAUCUGGGAUGCGGUUACUUAUUGAGAAUGAUACCACCUAUGUGGAUGGCAUUCAUCUCGCUAUUUGUUUUUACAUUUCUCAACUCUUACCUUGUGGUGAUGUGGAGGUUCCUAUUGAUUUAACUCGACUUAUUCCACAAUACUGCUCACUCGUACUUCUUGACACAGAUAAGCGUCAAGUCUGUAUUACACGCACAGGAGCCGCUAUUUUUCGCUACUUUCUCUGCACAAACCUUGUAAGUGUGUUUGUGGAUUAUUGUGGAAAUGAAUUGGUGUGUGCGAAACUCUUUGGUCAGCGUGGUGGUAGUCGUGCAGGCAGUGAUGGUGUUUUACUGCAGUGUACACCAUCUACAGAAUUACUGGAGGCGAUGGAGCGAGUGGCAGAGGCGGCGGUAUUGCGUGGACAAACAGAACUCGCCGUGCAUGUCUUUUCCGUACUGGAGAGUGCGGCCGCCCACGUACAUGAUGAGAAUCGUGCGAACUACGCGUUAAGUCGUGCUGUGCAGAUCAUCUGUCCAGCCCUUUCUCGUGCCUUUCAUCAUCCACCCACCAGUGAAAGUACGAAUCUAUUUGUACAUGCCGCCAAUCUGCAGGAUCGUGUGGUGCGAUCCAAGCGGAGUAUUCCACACACCCACGCAGAGGCCUUUCAGUUACUUUGUAAGAUGAGUGAAGUAUUCGUGAGUGCGGCCCGUAAUGAGUCUGAGGUGGCCCUCCAUCACUUCUACAGUCUUCCAUUUAUUCCCGCCAGUAAUGAGGAUGUGGAGCGGUGUGCGGAGUUGUUUGACACAACCCCCGAGUGUGUGGAUACCGCCACUCCGCCUAUUCUCAUGCUCGCCGUUCAACACAUGCUGCGACUCGCGGCGGAGUAUAAAGCGCGGGGAGAAGAAACGGCAAUGGUGCAACUGCGGCGGCGGGUGCAUGUAUUGACCAUGUGGGCUCGUUGUUGGAAGAAACAACAUGUGGGACAUCGCCUAACAGAGGAGUUGGCAUCACUUGAUAAGAUGUUUCUGCUGUAA
Messenger RNA from Trypanosoma theileri, 2601 nucleotides. Its product is annotated as putative nucleoporin interacting component (NUP93). The record is from RefSeq and is a predicted model, not a curated record. Gene Ontology annotation, cellular component: nuclear pore. The transcript has a single exon. Gene Ontology annotation, biological process: poly(A)+ mRNA export from nucleus; protein import into nucleus. NCBI's taxonomy places the organism in Eukaryota, Euglenozoa, Kinetoplastea, Trypanosomatida, Trypanosomatidae. The coding region runs from base 1 to 2601 and encodes 866 amino acids. Gene Ontology annotation, molecular function: structural constituent of nuclear pore.